Protomyces lactucae-debilis is the source of this 951-nucleotide messenger RNA. RefSeq lists its product as uncharacterized. The transcript is spliced from 2 exons. Gene Ontology annotation, biological process: lipid homeostasis. Gene Ontology annotation, cellular component: membrane. NCBI's taxonomy places the organism in Eukaryota, Fungi, Ascomycota, Taphrinomycetes, Taphrinales, Protomycetaceae. The record is from RefSeq and is a predicted model, not a curated record. Bases 1 to 951 code for a protein of 316 amino acids.
AUGUCAUCCGGUACAGGUCGCGGCGAAGCCAGUGAGAAUGAGACGCUCAGUCUUGACUAUAUCCCACCGUCGCCCAUUCACACGCCUGUGCUCACGCGCGAAAAUACAAUAAACGGUGCACCAACAGGUGUGUAUGUGCACGAUCGCGAGGAACGGAAAGAUCGGUACUUAUCGCUCCUUCUCAAUACCCUACGUACGACGCAUCGUUGGUCUGCGUAUACGUUCACUGGCUUCGGCUUGAUACAUUUCUUGAAUACAGGCGUUGCGCCGUUGUUGUCGGAACCCGGGUGGGCCAUACGGACAUUGGUUGCUGGUAGUCCACUCACCAAGCUCUUUCCAUCGCUUGCAGAGUCGCUACAUACGGGACCUCUUUUCAAUUCGCUCAAAUUUGCAGAUGACAACCUACUUGCUGCGCGCGCUCUCUAUCAUGCGCCAUACGUUGAGGCAACGCUGGUCUUUGCGCCCAUUGCCAUCCAUGUCGGUACAGGCAUCCUACUACGCCUAUUACGGAUAGCGAGGGAACGCUACUGGUUCUCUGAUAAACCACGAAAAGUGACAUUAUCAUGGCAAGCGCGCGCAGGAUACCUCCUGGCACCGCUCCUUGCCGCACACGUCUUUGUCAAUCGUAUUGUACCAAAGGCGUUGGAUUUGGAUAUCACUGCAUCGUUGGUCGGUCAUAUUCUUGCACAGCCAGAAGGUCCUGAACCACUGCUCCAAACACGGAUAGGUGUUGCUGCUGCGCGUGUUGCGUAUGCUGGGUUUGUCGCGUUGGGCGCAUGGCACAUGACGGCUGGAUUGGCGCAGUUCUUGCAAUUGCGACGACACUGGGCGGGUUUGCGGAUUCAAAUACGACCGGCGCGCGUAUUGAGCUGGACGGUGAUGGCGCUCUGGACACUAGGUCUUGCACGUAUCGUCAUGCAUGAGUCGUUGCUGAAUGUGUCAGGAGUCUAG